Messenger RNA from Cololabis saira (Pacific saury), 2571 nucleotides. RefSeq names its product GIPC PDZ domain containing family, member 2 (gene gipc2). Gene Ontology annotation, molecular function: protein binding. NCBI's taxonomy places the organism in Eukaryota, Metazoa, Chordata, Actinopteri, Beloniformes, Belonidae. The record is from RefSeq and is a predicted model, not a curated record. The transcript has 6 exons. Bases 495 to 1487 code for a protein of 330 amino acids.
UACACAAACAGAGCAGCUAUUGUUAGUCGAGGCCACAGUGGGCAGGUUGUGUCAGGCUUUAUCCCACGAUCACCCCUCACCUUUUUGAAUAUUUAUGCCAUUUAUUUGGAAGCCGAGCCGCUGUCGAGGAGCAAAGUUUUUUGCGGCUGUGCGCAGGUGAGGAAAGGAAACGCGCAGACGGAAGGAAGGGAGGAAGGAAGGAAGGAAGGAAGGAGGGAUAUUGAGGAAAGGAGGAAGUAAAGAACGGCUGAUUUUUGGUACCGCGUUACACCAACGCAGCGUUUACGCGAACCCUACGCCGUACCCUACGGCGUAGUCUCUGCGUCUAUUUAAUGCUUAAGGAGGACACACCAACGCUGCGCUCGGAACUCAACAGGUCAUUCACUUCAAUGUUGUAGUAGCUCUGCUCCAGACUUUCUUUUUUUUUUUCCAGCGUCAAAAAAACAAACGGAGACAAUUAAUAAUAAUAAUAAUAAUAAUAAUAAAAAUAAAAAAUGCCGUUGGGACCGUGGAGGAAAAAGAAACAGGCGACCAAGGAGCACUUGGUGGAGAACGAGGAGGUGAGCGGCGGCCACGCAGGUGCCGGCGGCGCGGCCAAGUCCUCCGUGAACGGAGCGGGGCUGCCGCCUCCCCCCGCCGGCCUGCGGCCCAAGCUGGUGUUCCACACGCAGCUGGCGCACGGCAGCCCCACCGGCCGCAUCGAGGGCUUCACCAACGUCAAGGAGCUUUACGCCAAGAUCGCCGAGGCGUUCAGCAUCAGCCCGCCCGAGAUCCUGUUCUGCACCCUCAACACUCACAAGAUUGACAUGGAGAAGCUGCUGGGGGGCCAGAUUGGCCUCGAGGAUUUUAUCUUCGCCCACAUUAAAGGGAUUAAAAAGGAGGUGGAGGUGUAUAAAUCAGAAGAUGCUCUGGGCCUCACCAUCACUGACAACGGAGCAGGCUAUGCCUUCAUAAAGCGUAUUAAAGAAGGCAGCAUUGCAGACAGGGUGAAGGUAAUCUGCGUGGGCGACCACAUAGAGUGCAUUAACGGAUGUAAUAUCAUCGGCACGCGGCAUUAUGAGGUCGCCCGCAUGCUGAAAGAGCUUCCCAGGGACAAGUCUUUCAGCCUCAAACUGGUUGAGCCGAUGAAGGCUUUCGAUAUGCUCGAGCCCCGGUCGAAAGGUGCCGCCAAGCCUGCCAACGAAAACAAGAUUGGGACGGGGAGGGGCACCCUGCGACUUCGCUCCAAAGGUCCAGCCACUGUCGAGGACGAGCCGACAGAAUUUGAAGAGAAAGCUGUAAAGAAAGUAGAUGACCUUCUGGAGAGCUACAUGGGCAUCAGAGACACUGAACUUGCUGCUACGAUGGUCGAGGUCGGACGUGACAAGAACAACCCGGAUGAAUUUGCCAUGGCUCUUGACGAGACCCUCGGAGACUUCGCCUUUCCUGAUGAGUUUGUCUUCGACGUCUGGGGUGCCAUCGGUGAUGCCAAGCAGGGAAGAUUAUAAGUUUGCUGUUGCCCCCCCUCAUCCUCACACACACACACUCCUUCCACCUGAAGCCAGCUGCACAAAAAGCACAGAGUGGGUGAAGGAAGUGUUGUUACCUUCACUUUGCUCUUCGGUGUAGCCCUGGUCUUUGCUGGAGUGUCGACUUAUCUACUCAAGGAAUUUAACAUGUCAGCUCUUCAGUGUAAUCGUGUAAAGAUAUCUGUGAAAUGUGGAAUGCAGGUUCUGACCCUGGAGCCGAAGAGUUGGUGAUGAACUCCAGAUGUUUCAUGCUUUUGCACACCUCCUCAGAGACGGGACAGCCGAAGCUGCAUCUUAAAAGCUCACAAUACUGCAAAUAUCUAGCCAGCAGGUUUUUUGUCACACUUGACAUGAAUUGCACAUGCACAAUCUUAAAUUUUAAUAGUUUCAGACUCAGAUUAUAUUUUCCAGCUGUGUAAUUUUGAAUAUGUAGCUGUAUCGCAUAGCCUUUUCUAGUUUUUUUUUUAUUAUAUGUGUGUGUGGAGAUGCUGCUGAUUUUACAGCAGCAGCAUUGUGUACUUAGAACAACUAUGAUUGUAGCAGAACUUCUUUCAAGAAAGCUUUUUAUUAUUCUUUUUAAAUCUAUUCGAAGCUAAUAAUUUAGAAUGUUCUCUAAACUCCUUUGUGUCCUUACGUCCAUCCGUCAAAACCGAUCAACACAAAGAGCAGAGUUUUUAUUCUUUUCUUAAAUUUUACACUUAAAAUGCCUUUAGUCAAGUUGACGAAACACAUUCCUUGGGUUUGUCUUGUUUUUUUUUAUAAAUAGUUGAUCAUCUCAUGCUGUUUUUAGACCUGUGCAUCAUUUUCUUGUAAUUUAUGUGUAGAGUCUUGUACACAGACGUGACUUCACACAAAGGCCGUUUUAUAAGGGUCAUGCGCAGAAGAAAAACAAUAGCAAUGUCUUAAAUAAUUGCAGCUGCACUCUCACACUGUCUACAUGUCUUUAGAUGGUGACUUGAUUUCAUGUAAUCCACUAAUGUACAGCGUUUGCAGCAGUUGGUUGGACAAACCAUAAGGGAUCACUCUUUUUGCAUAGUCAAUAAAAUUUGAUAUAUUGCCAUCA